UGUUGGCCACAGUGGUGAGAAUUCCUUCAGAGGCGCAGUUGUCGUUGGAUGUUCGCUGCGAGUCAAGAAAGUGCAUUUUAGUUUACAAGGCUAUCUAUCCUCGUUAUCGAGUCUAGGCGUCUGAAAAGUGGGACUAAGCGACAGAUUUGGCGCUAGUGCACUUUUGGUCUCUACAACGCUAGGAUCCGACCUUCGAUCUUUGAACAUCCUGCUCCCCCUUCAACACCACAUCGCCACCACUUCUCGCGACAACCUACAACAAACUUCUCCCUCCUGACGACAAUGAGCUAGAUCUUGCUCUUGAACACUGUUUAUCGCGACGCGCGAUUCUUGUGCUGCCUUGCUUCUGAUGAAGGUGGCCGCUGCAACCGUCGGCCCCCUUCCUGCAACCAUCAUCAAGAUGGAGGACAGGAAGAGAGCAGCUGGCCAAAGCGUCGACGACCUUGCUCCGCCUACAAAGCGACAAGCCAUGAAUGGCGGCAGCAAGGUAUCUGUCGACGCCGACAUGCCAUGGAAGGAUGAUCUGGAGAGGUAUCAGAAAGAUGCAAUUUUACGGCAGAUGACCGAAUACAAACGCGAAAAGGCACUACUCGAGUCGGAAUUAAAGGAUGUUCGCAAGCGCUCUGUUGAUCACGAUGACCACCUACGGGUUGUUGACGCUUGGUGGAGCCAACUGCUGGAUGAAGUCACGCUUUUGACGAAGAACUCCGCGCCAAGCACUUUUAAUGUAGAUGCGCCAUUUCCUACCGCUACGAACUUUGAGAAUAGCGUGGUGUUUUCGGAUCACUUGGCCUCGAAGGCAAAGCAAAUCAAAGAGAUGGUUGCCAAUAUAAUGGCUAACCUUGAUACGUCCCCGGAAAAGCGAACCGACGAAGUCCAGGAUCUACAGCAAAAGCUAAACAAGCUACUCGCUUCGCAUAAGGACGAAAUGGUCAAGUAUGAUCGGAUGCGCGUGGAAAAUGAGCAGGCGAAAGAACGACUGGAAAGCGCCUCACUCCGCGCCCUUAAGCUGGAAAGGAAACUGGAACGCUCCAAGAGCUCGACUGUCGCAAAGUUGGAGCAGCAAGCGAUUGCAGGAACUGGCAACAGUGCUGGUAGCGGAAUUGGCAGCGUCGAGAACGGAUUCGAUACUCGCGCCGAGGUUGCCAACGGCUCAAAAGAUAAUGAGGCGAAGGUUGAAGCAUCCGAAGUGGCUUUGAAGGAGGCCGUUGCUGUUUCUGAUAAGCAAAAGCAACAGCUGGAGGAAUUGUUUACCGAGAAUAAAUCGAUAACAGAGCAGCUUACUGCCGCAAACGCCAGACUGGCCAAUCUCACGGAGGACGACUACGCCCGGACCGAGCUGUUCAAGAACUUCAAAAGUCAGCAUGAGGAAGUCAUUAAGCGCAUCAAUCACCUGGAGGCUACCAAUAUCCAGUUGAGGGAAGAGGCAGAAAAGCUUCAAGCGGAACGAACGGCGUACAGGACGCAACUUCAGAACGAAGCGGAAACGGUUAAGGAAGAACUCGAGAGCCAGCUGCAGCGCUUGGAUUCCGAUUUAGCCCGAGUACGAUCUACCAGAGACGAGCUGUUGGCCGAUCAGACGAUGAGGAGAGCGAACCAGGACCAGGAGCGAACUGCUAUUGGCCAGAUGAAAGAACUCGUCAGUGCGAAAGAAGAUCGCGUAACGACCUUAGAAUCUGAAGUGCAAAGGCUGAGAUCCGUGGUAGAUGGUUCUUGCGAGGCCACUCCUAAGCCGGAAAUCGAAGGCCUGGAUCUCGCCGAGCUUCAACGGAAGUAUGUUACCCUGGAACAGAGCUUUGCAUCGGUCAACAAUGAAUUGCCAGCUAUGGAGAAAGCAUACAAGCGUGCAGUUGCGACAGCCUCGAAGAAGGUCAUGGACUUUGCCGCCCUGGAAGAAAAGGUUUCCAUUCUUAUUGCCGAAAAAUCGAAAGCCGACCAAAAGUAUUUCGCAGCUCGCAAGGAUAUGGACACCAGGAUAGGCGAAGUCAGGGCCCUUAGAGCACAGAACUCGAAGAGCUCGGAAAUUAUCACGCAGCUGAAGGAAGUCGAAUCUUCGAACAGAACUAUUGUCACCGGGCUAGAAAAACAACUGAGCGAUGCCCGACAACUGUACAAUUCCACUGUGUCAGAUCAUAAGAAGCUCCAGUUGACCAGCUCAGAGUCAGCUUCCAAGCUGGAGGGUUUGAGGGCACAGGUAGCAGAACUUACGAACAUGUUGAGGUCCAAAGACACCGCUCUAUCCACCACCAAGCAACGGGCUCAGUCUGUCGAGACAGAGCUCGAACAAGUCCGUUCUCGAUUCGAACAAUCCGAAAAAGAGAAGGAGACUUGGAAGGCAAAGAGCUUAAGCAAUCAAUCAGGCGAAGAAGAAAUGUUGAGAAUGCUCGCAUUAUGUACUAUUUGUCGCAAUAAUUUCAAGAAUACGGUCUUGAAGACGUGCGGCCAUGUGUUCUGCAACCACUGUGUCGAAAACCGCCUGGCGAACCGGAUGAGGAAAUGCCCCAACUGCUCCAAGGCAUUCGAUAAGAUGGACGUCAUGACGGUUCACAUGUGAUUGCACAGUUCACCCUACUGGCAGACGCCAAAUUUCCAUUUGAUCUUUUGUAUGUCCGUGGCAGAAUCCGAGGGACCAGUCUUCUGAGGAAGGGCUUGUAUGGUGGUCGGGGGUGCAGGCUUGUAUGAUGUGUUUCGGACGUUUCUGGGUGUUGUCAAUGGGCUUCCUGCAGCUGUUGUCAAUUCGCCGCAUAAUUGUACAUUAGUUUUUCCUCGGCACGAUGGAUAAUGCGUGGCUUCCUAUGCCGCCUGCGUAGGAUAGCCUCGCUGCUACGAUGAGAGUAGCUUCCCUAAAGGUUGGGUAUCAGACUGCUCGUCAUAGAAGUAGAUAUACAAUUAAUACAGCUUCAUUGCUGAU
This is a messenger RNA of Pseudogymnoascus verrucosus, 2911 nucleotides long. RefSeq names its product E3 ubiquitin-protein ligase bre1 (gene BRE1). Gene Ontology annotation, cellular component: nucleus; HULC complex. The transcript is spliced from 4 exons. Gene Ontology annotation, molecular function: ubiquitin protein ligase activity. Lineage: Eukaryota; Fungi; Ascomycota; Leotiomycetes; Thelebolales; Thelebolaceae. Bases 350 to 2554 code for a protein of 734 amino acids. The record is from RefSeq and is a predicted model, not a curated record.